Messenger RNA from Durusdinium trenchii, 957 nucleotides. The record is from the annotation of a GenBank genome assembly. Lineage: Eukaryota; Dinophyceae; Suessiales; Symbiodiniaceae.
AUGACCCUGCGACGCCAUGCUGAGGCGGAGCUGGCGGAAAAUCGAGUCCCAUUGGAGGAUCUGGCGGAAGGCGAUAUGGUCGAUGGUAUCAUCGACCAUACCAAUCCGUAUGGGAUUUGGGUCAACGUGGGCGCGGAGGUCAUCGGCCGACUCAAUGUGUCCAGGAAGUUCACCCACCACCUCGUGCCCGGGCAAUGCAUCCGCGACAUCAUCAUCCAACGCGUCGAUUUGAAGGAGACGAAGCUGGGGCUCACCUUGGAAGAUCCCGAGGUGCUGCUCCGGGAAACCGUCAUGAUCAGCGACCUCCUGCGGCCGGGCGCGAAGAAGCAGCCCGACGCGCCCAGUGUGCAGCCGGAGUGGGCCGAGCAAGCCACAAGGAAGGCCGAGCGGCAGGACCGACACGGGCGGGCGGAGCACCGCCCGGGCCGCGGCGAUAUCGCCCGGAGCGAGCGGAAGGAGCUGGGCCGGUCGACAGAGGCGCCUCAGUUGCCAGCUCCGUCGCUGCCACCCUCAUGGCCGCGGCCCAAGCCACCCAGCGAGGUGGCGAGUGAGGUGCGCUCAACGUUGCAGGACUCUCUUGAGACAGGGAGCAAGUUGCGCGUGGGACAGUUUGUGGAUGGCCUAGUGGUGGAGGUGUCAGCCAAAGUGGUCAUGGUGGACAUUGGCCUGGGUCAUUUGGCUGCCCUCGCCGUGGCUCCCUCCAUCCGCAUGCAGAUCCAGCGCGGUGACGAGAUCCAAGGCAUGCGCGUGGAGCGUGUGGAUUGGGACGACGAGCGUCAAAAAGGCGCCGUGGUGCUCUCACUGGAAGACCCUGAGCUGGCGAACGGCGGUUCCCCGCACGGGCCCGAGGAGGAUUGGAGGCCUUGGAGUUGGAGCCGAUGGAAUUCCUGGGACCAUGCUUGGGAUCGGUGGCACGACUGGAACGAGGCUGAUCGGAGCUGGUGGCAGUGGCGAUGA